Molecule: messenger RNA, 2130 nt
Organism: Pleuronectes platessa (European plaice)
Lineage: Eukaryota; Metazoa; Chordata; Actinopteri; Pleuronectiformes; Pleuronectidae
Product: ubiquitin-associated protein 1-like
Exons: 5
Coding region: 59-1261 (400 amino acids)
Biological process (GO): ubiquitin-dependent protein catabolic process via the multivesicular body sorting pathway
Cellular component (GO): ESCRT I complex
Molecular function (GO): ubiquitin binding
Source: RefSeq, a predicted model, not a curated record
CAAAGAUUUGGUGAGAAAAUCCAAAACAAACCCCUCAGAAAACGUUGUGGUUCUUGUCAUGCAGGUUACGAUGAACAUGCUGGAGGAGGUUCCAUUUCAGACCAUGCUGGGUCCUCUGGAGGUGGAGGUGCAGACGGUGACAGCUCCAGAUAUCAACACACCAGACUGCCACCAAAUACUGAGAGAAACUGAGUAUCGAUUCAACCUGGAGAAAUGUAUUUUAACUGGUCAGCAGCCAGUUUGCCCAACCGCCUCCUGUCCGCCUUUCUGGCUGAUGUUCAGCAGCCCUCAGGAGAGUAGCAGGGCCGAUUGCAGGUGCAGUGAACCGUGGGCCCCGAGGCUACGGCCCCGCAGCCACAGCCUGAACUCCGCAGAGGCCCGCAAGUUGCCCCAUCGCACCGUCAAGUUCCUCGUGUCCGACUCAGAGGAUGAAGACGGUUACAUUGAAGAUAGCGAGGCCUCCUCAGCUGAAGAUGCACGCCACCCUAUCAAGAGCAGGGUGCGACCCUGGAGCGCUGCACCCAGAGACCCGAUCUCCAGAGUCAAAGACAUACACCAUGGACCAUCCGCUCACCACUGUAAGCCUAACUCACCUCAGAGCCUCAGACGCCACAGAGGCUCUUCCCCUUCCCCACAAGACUGCAAGCAACCUCUGCGAGCACCGGAGAAGCAAAGGUCACAGCAGGGCAGCCCGUUACUCCACGGCCAGAAGAACGUCAAGAGGAGGCAGCGCUCACUGGGCCCUGUGGGCAGAAAGUACUCCCUCAACACACCAGCCGCUGGAGCUCCUCCACCCAGACUGCAGCAGCAACGACCCUCCUCUGCCGGGCCUCUCGUCAGAAUCAGACAGAAGGCCCUGAGCAGCGGUGGCUCUCGUGGGGUUUUCUUUGACACAGCAGCAGAGUUGUUGUCAGCUCUCAGCCAGGAGGAGAGGGAGCUACUUGAGACCAUCACGGAGAGGGGUUACCCUCUACGCACAGCCAUUCUGGCUCUGCAGAAGACUGGCUACCGCAGCCCAGAGAAGAUCCUAAAAUACUUGGUUGCCAGUGAGCAUCUGUGUGAACUGGGCUAUGACGAAGCGCAGGUGGAGGAGGCCCUGGAGAUGUUUCAGAACUGUGAGAGCAAGGCUGCUGAGUUCCUGCGGCUCCUGACUCAGUUUAAUGAGAUGGGCUUCCAGCCAAGUGCAAUCAAGGAAGUUCUGCUUGUUCACGAAAAUCACCGUGAAAGGGCUCUGGAAGAACUCAUGACCCGAAUGGCUUAAAACUAACCUUCUCCCUAAAUGUUUACUCAUGUGUACAGUAGGUGAAACGGUCUCAGAUUUUACAUAGUAGCUGCCAUAUAGAGGCCAGUAUGAAAACUAUGCAGGUAUAAUAAAAAAAUAGACAAGAAAACAGUUAGGAUGAACGUUUUUUUUACGUUUAUUUACAGGUCGAUUAAAAAAAAAGCAAUCAUGUGUCAAGCUUUUGAGGAACAGAUGUAGCUGUCAUUCCAGCUGUAGGAAGAAAAUCUUAAUGUGCUGGCUCACUGCUACGAUACUAACGGUAGUGCUCUAGAUAUGGUGAAUAACAUUUGAUUUAAAAAAAGGGUGCAACCCUCAAAGAAAAAUGAUCAAAAGCCAAAAUUGCCAUGGUACAAACGUUAAAAUCAACACAAGAAUAUCUACAGCAGAGAACACUGCCGCAGCAGUCAGCCUGAAAUAUAGUCUCAUGAGAACAGGAUGAGGAGAAUUAAAACGUUCACAUAGAUACAAAUAUUUACAAAGUGUCUAAGAAGUUUCCCUGUUGUCCAGUAUAUAUAUAUAAAAAACUAAAACAAAAUACCAAACUACCGCUGAGCUGGAUGAAUCCCUGUGGUGACGCAGCGUCUGGAUCCCUCAUUGGAAGGUGGAGUUCACGGAUUUAGAAGCCUUCGAGAGGUCUUUCUGUACAGACACAUGGACAAUUACCAUCAGUAGUGAAUCAAGUUUUCAAAAUGUUCAAAUAAUCUAAUGUGAAAAAGGCUUUGUUAGCUUAUGAUGUGGUAAUACGAAAAUACAGUGUGCAUGCAUGUAUAUACACACACACUUAUUAAUGCUAUGAUGUCCGGAUUUAACAUUGAGGUAGAAACUGUGGCACAAUGAACAAGGUAAAA